This is a messenger RNA of Amphibalanus amphitrite, 3732 nucleotides long. Its product is annotated as arginine-glutamic acid dipeptide repeats protein-like. NCBI's taxonomy places the organism in Eukaryota, Metazoa, Arthropoda, Thecostraca, Balanomorpha, Balanidae. The transcript is spliced from 5 exons. The record is from RefSeq and is a predicted model, not a curated record. The coding region runs from base 682 to 3228 and encodes 848 amino acids.
UGAAAUCUCCUUUUAGUGAAAAAACUCUAGAAAAUACAGAUUACAACUUGGGUGCCAUGGUAACUGGCUAGAGCCUAGAGUAGAGGAGAGCCCUUUUUACAGCCCCUUAAAAGAAACUUCCUAAGUCUCUUGUUUUGUAACUCCAGAUAAAGUUUUCGCUAGAAACGUGAAGGUUCCCUCCCUACCUACUUAGUCCCUACUCCCUAGCGUUUUCAUUUUAGGAAUACGAAUGCGAUUAGCAUCGCAACGUGCUGUAAUGCAACUAUCUGACGCUUCCUGUCAUCUUACAACAUCUUACCAACAUCUAUAUCAACAACAUCUUACCUGGCAAUCUGAGAAAUAUACCUACCAUUUAUUUUACACUAGAGGCAGGUAUUGAGUUUUUUUUUUGUAUAAAAGAGCCCUAGUUGCAGUCACUAUGUUUCGUACCUAACAGUUGUCACUGUCAUUGCAAGGGACAGUUUAGUGUUUCUGUCACCAUCGGUAUGGUGCUGGUCUGCUUCUCGGCAGAAAAGAUUUUAUGAGUUGAUUUGGUAUCAGUUAAGACUCAAGAGACAUGAGCUGCUGGACAGAGAAGCCUUGGCCAGCCUCCCGCUCUGAGGUUUGACUGUUCAGUGUUGACUGGCCAGUCUCCACGCCGGCCCCAGCUCCACUCCCCCUCGCCACUCCCCAGUCCUCGCCAUGCGCUCGUGUCCCCCGGAGGACGACGAGGACUGGGGUCUCUGCUCGGACCUGGACGACUCCGAGGAGGAGGUCGGGCUGCGCCAGGCCGGCGGGCCGCUCCGCUGCUGGCAGAGGGCCGGCUUCAAGCGGCUGACAAUCGACGAGCGCCGGCCGCCGGCCGUGCUGCCGGCGCGGUACUCGGUCAGCGCCUGUUGCGCCGUCUGCGGCCGCCGGCCCGGCGCCGGACACCCGCUGGCGCCGCUGUUCGACGACACCAGCUUCGUCAGCAUGGCCGACGUGGUGAAGGACGUGGUCGGACUGGAGUUCUCCGUCAGCACCAACCCGCACGAGAACGUCAUGUGCGGCGACUGCCGCGGCCACCUGCUGGCGCUGCACACCAUGCGCGGCUGGCUGGCCGCCCUGCAGAGACAGUUUGUCCGGAUGGUGGUCUGUACCAACAGCGGACGGCGCAGCGCCAAAAUACUCGUACCGAAGGCGUACCGCGGUGUGGACUUUUUCAGCCGUGAGGCGCCCUUCCUCGAGCUGCUGGAGAGCAGUGGUCGUACGGUGGAUGCAGUGACUCGAACAGAGCCAGGGCGGCAGAGAGCGGGUGAAGCGGGGACGGUAGGUGAGAGUGAGGACACCUCCGGGGUAGUGUCGGGUGCAGACAGUGAGCGGGUGACACGGACGGACCAAAGGAUCACUGAGUGUGGGGUGGAUGACUCGGAACAGUGUCAGACAGGCGCGGCGCAGCCCAGUGUGACGAGCAGUGACGCGGUGGGUGAUGGCGAGACGCAGAACCUGCUCGAUGAUGCUCCACCGGUAGUGGGCGAGACUGUGACAGUCGUGGAGAGCGGACAAUCCUCGGAUAUGGCUGUUGACGAGGCGCAUCAGAAGGAGGUUCCUUCAGCAUUGCGGCCACAACCCCUGCACCAGCCUGAGGAGCUGACGGGGUCCCCACAGCAGCAGCAGUCGCCGUCUUUUCGUCCCUCCGAACCACCGCUCCACCUGUCUCUGCCGCAGUCCGCUUCUGACCUUCACCAGCCUCCGUCCUCUCUGCAUCGCGCCGCUCUCACCCAGCCGCCAGAGCCUCCUCAGUCCGCCCCGGCCGCCCCCUCCACCCCGCCGCGGCCGGCGGCGACCGGUGCAGACGCCACAGACCCGGCCGGGCUGCUGGACCCGUUCGAGGAGUACUCCAUCAGUGACCUGCUGGUGCUGCGCUCUCCGCUGGCCGCCCGACCGCCCGCCGCCCCAGAGGGACCGCCGCCAGCCAAACUGAAGAAGAUCGCUCCCAAGAUUGAUCGAAGAGAUCUGCCACCGCAGCCGCCGCCCAUCGUUCUUAAUAUAAUGGCGGUGUCGGCUCCGGUCCAGGCCACCCCCAAUUUCAAGGCGAUCGUGCCCCGGCGGCCGGAGGACGACAGCCACCACCCCCGGGCCGUGGCCGGCGCGCCGACAGAGCCCGGUCGGCGAUCGCAGCGCCGCCUAGCGGCCACCGCCAGAGACUCGCGCCGUCAGCGCCGGGCCUUGGACGUCGGGCCAGCGCCGCCGGCACUGCCGUCACAGCAGCAGCAUCAACAGCAUCAGCAGCACCACCACCAGCAUCAUCAUCAGCAGCAGCAGCAGCCUCAGCACGAACGGCACCGGGACCCGGCCGGGUACCCCGAGCCGAUGGUGUUCUUUAAUCCUGACGGCAGCAUCCCGGCGCCGCCGUACAGUGCGCAGGUGGAGGCUGAGACGGCCGGUAUGGCGGCGGCGGGCGAGUACACUCAGCUGCAGACUGUGCCGCCGGAGCAGCCGCCCCCGCCCCCGCCCCCGCCCCCGCCGGAGCAGGCCGCGCCGCCACCGAGUGAGUACAGACACUCGGGUGCAUUCGCGGUGUCACACAGUGAGAUGGGCUGCUAUGAUGCGGACUACACCAUAUAUUUGGAUCAGGGAGUGCCGGAGGAACACGAUAGCACCCACCAGAGGCAGGAGACUGCUCAGGAGCGACCGGGCCGAGAGCACUCGUCGGCAGCGCCGCAGGCGGCCGCUGUGGAAAGGUCAAGUGCGUCGGACACUCACCAGGUGUCUCUAAAGAAUAGUUCAGAGAGCGAUUCUCUGUAUAGAGAGGUGCCUCGGAUCUGCAAACCGUGCGGGGUGCCAAUCAGCUACGAGAUGAUUCAGGUGCGGAAACAUUUGGUGGAGUUUCACAUGAGCCUGGAGAGGAACGACUUGACGGGGAGCACCCUGUACCGGUGCCGCGCCUGCCCGGCCAAGUCCACGUCGCUCGAGUCGCUGCGGAAACACUUCAGCACGACGCACGUGCGCGCCGCGGCGGUGGCGUGCGGCCGCUGCGAGCAGCUCUUCUCCAACCUGGAGGCUGUGCAGCAUCACAUCCGCAGGAAACACCCGCGUCGGACCGAGUGCCCCGAGUGCGGUCUGAGCUUCCUCACGGCUCGCUCCCUGCUUAUUCACCGGACCAAGACGCACCAGACGAAGGAGUCGCCCGCCGCGCACCGCCAGUCGCCGCCGCCGCCGUCGCUGCCUCCUGUCGCUGAUGAGGUGACCAUCGGCACGAGCGGGUAAGCGCGGGGUCGGUUAGACACCUGCUGAUGAUAGUGAACAUGUGUUGAAUGGUAAUUUGAACGAUUUUAUGUUGUGAAACAAGUGUGUGGGUUGAAGUUUGGACAGGAUGGCUGUUUGGACUAUUGACGGAAUGUCUUGUGGCGUCGUACCUCGUAAGCCUGGAUAUCGAGGUAUUGGACUUGUUCCAAUGUGUAACAUUCCUUUUAGAUGGCUGUGACUUUGAUCUUGACUCGCUGUUAGGUCUGUCGUUAUUUGUCUUCUCAUGAAACGGGUUAUUAUUAUCAUUUUCUCGUGAGUUGUAUCAAUAAAAUGGUAUUUUGCGCUAGAAUGACUGGUGUAUGGUACAUGCGUCGCUCCCAGCCCAUUGAAGUGACUUUCAGUCAAGUUGAAUGCGUUCAGGACGCAUGCGCUUGUUAUGAUUUUGAAUGAAAUAAAACCUUUUGAUAAAAUACGCAGUUGCAAGGUAUUCUCAGAGUCGUGAUACACUGUGUCUUUCCGUGUAGU